Molecule: messenger RNA, 3506 nt
Organism: Mesocricetus auratus (golden hamster)
Lineage: Eukaryota; Metazoa; Chordata; Mammalia; Rodentia; Cricetidae
Product: calcium-activated chloride channel regulator 3A-1
Exons: 15
Coding region: 297-3419 (1040 amino acids)
Biological process (GO): chloride transport
Molecular function (GO): intracellularly calcium-gated chloride channel activity
Source: RefSeq, a predicted model, not a curated record
ACACUGAAGACCUACAGUUGUACAAAAUAAACGCAUGAAAACAGAACUUAUCUAGUAAAGUUUUGUAGCAGCUCCACACUGUCUACUGUCUUAGAAACGACAAUAAAUGUAUUCACCACAACACCCAUGUCACUGAACAGCUAAGUCUUUACAUUGGCUAAGAAAGGUCACCAAAAGAUGUCAGUGUUUCUCUCUGUCAAUUAUAUGUGAAUAUUCUGGUAUUGAUCCAAAUUUCUGAGUGACGCAGGCACAUAAAUACCCUCCUUGACUUGCUACCUCACUUAUCAUGUGCAGACAUGGUGCCAGGUCUGAAGGUCCUUCUGUUCCUCAGCCUGCAUCUCCUGCAGGGGGUGAAAAGCUCCAUGGUCCAUCUGAACAACAACGGAUACGAGGGAGUGGUCAUUGCAAUUAACCCCAGUGUGCCAGAAGAUGAUAGACUCAUCCAAAGCAUAAAGGAAAUGGUAACUCAAGCCUCUACUUACCUGUUUGAAGCCAGCAAAGGAAGAUUUUAUUUCAGGAAUGUAAGCAUUUUAGUCCCGAUGACCUGGAAAUCAAAAUCCAAGUACCUAACGCCAAAAUGGGAAUCAUAUGACAAAGCAGACGUCAUAGUUGCUGAACCUUACCUGAAAUAUGGAGAUGAUCCCUACACACUUCAGUAUGGACAGUGUGGAGACAGAGGACAGUACAUACAUUUUACUCCAAACUUCCUCCUGACUGAUAAUUUGCCUCUGUGUGGACCCCGAGGCAGAGUCUUCGUCCAUGAGUGGGCCCAUCUCCGGUGGGGAGUAUUUGAUGAGUAUAACACAGACCGGCCCUUCUACAUGUCCGGAAAGAACAAGAUUGAAGCAACAAGACGCUCCACUGGGAUCACUGGGACAAACGUGGUCAGUGAAAGUCAGAGAGGCAGCACCGAGGUGGUUGAAUUUUGCACAGAAAAGACACACAAUACGGAAGCCUCAAAUCUACAAAACAAAAUGUGUAAUCGCAAAAGCACAUGGGACGUAAUCAAGGAGUCUGCUGAUUUUCAGAAUGCCUCUCCCAUGACGGGGACAGAAACACCGCCUCCACCUACGUUUUCAUUGCUGAGGUCCAAGCAGCGGGUAGUCUGCCUGGUGCUAGAUAAAUCUGAAAACAUGAACUCAGAAGACCGUCUUAUUCGAAUGAAUCAAGCAGCAGAACUUUAUUUAACUCAAAUUGUUGAAAAGAAAUCUAGGGUUGGAUUAGUCACAUUUGACUCAACUGCUAUAAUCCAAAAUUAUCUAAUGAAAAAAACUAAUAGUAGUGACUAUGCAAAGAUGACUGCAAAUCUCCCACAGCAAGCUUCGGGUGGAACUUCAGUUUGCAGAGGGCUUGAAGCAGGAUUUCAGGCAAUCACUUCCAGUAAUAAGAAGACUUCUGGUUCUGAAAUCAUAUUGCUAACAGAAGGGGAAGAUAGUCAAAUAAGUUCAUGCUUUGAGGAGGUCAAACACAGUGGUGCCAUCAUCCACACCAUCGCUCUGGGGCCUUCUGCUGCCAAGGAACUGGAGACUCUGUCAACCAUGACAGGAGGGCUUCACUUUUAUGCCAAUAAAGACAUAACUGGCCUUAUGGAUGCCUUCAGUGCUAUUUCAUCUGGAAGUGGAGACAUCUUUCAGCGGGCACUGCAGUUGGAGAGCAAAGCCUUGGAUAUUUCAGGGAGAAAACAGUUAAGUGGUACAGUGCCUGUGGAUAGUACCAUUGGAAAUGACACGUUCUUUGUUGUCACCUGGACAGUACAAAAGCCAGUAAUUAUUCUUCAUGAUCCAAAGGGGAAAAAAUACACAACCUCAGAUUUCAAAAAUGAUAAGCUAAAUAUUCGCUCUGCUCGACUUCCAAUACCAGGCAUUGCAGAAACAGGUACUUGGACUUACAGUCUUUUAAAUAAGAAUGCCAGAUCUCAGCUGCUAACGGUGACAGUGACCACUAGAGCAAGAAGUCCUACCACACUCCCAGUAAUCGCCACUGCUCACAUGAGUCACAAGACAGCACAGUACCCUAGCCCGAUGAUUGUUUACGCACGAGUCAGCCAGGGGUUCUUGCCUGUUCUGGGAGCCAAUGUCACAGCCUUUAUAGAAGCUGAAGCUGGACAUCGAGUCACACUGGAGCUCUGGGACAACGGGGCAGGUGCUGAUACUGUUAAAAAUGAUGGCAUCUACACAAGAUAUUUCACAGAUUAUCAUGGAAAUGGUAGAUACAGCCUAAAAGUGCAUGUCCAGGCAAGAAAAAACACUGCCAGACUAAGUUUAAGACAACAGAGCAAGUCUCUAUAUAUUGAAGAUGGGAAAGUUGUAAUGAAUCCACCCAGACCUGAAAUCCAAGAGACAGGAGCUCCAGUGGAAGACUUCAGCAGACUCACCUCUGGAGGGUCGUUUACCGUGUCUGGAGCGCCCCCUGGUGGUAACCACGCUCAUGUGUUUCCACCUAGUAAAGUCACAGAUCUGGAGGCUGAGUUUAAAGGAAGUCACAUUCACCUGACAUGGACAGCCCCUGGCAAGGUCCUCGACAGAGGAAGAGCGCAUAGAUACAUCAUCAGAACCAGUCAACAUUCUCAGGAUCUCCAAGAAGAUUUUCACAAUGCGACUUUAGUGAAUACUUCUGGUCUGGUGCCAAAGGAGGCUGGGUCAAAAGAAAAUUUUGAAUUCAAACCAGAAACUUUGAAAAUAGAAAAUGGUACCAAGCUCUACAUUGCAAUUCAGACCAUCGACGAAGACAAUCUCACUUCAGUGAUCUCCAACAUCGCACAGGCUGUCAAGUUUAUUCCUCCAGAACAAGAGCAGCCGAGUGAGCGGCACAGAAGCCGGGAGAGAGAGAGACCCUCAGUGGCCGAGCAAGCAGCACGGAAGCCAGGAGAGAGACCCUCGGUGACCGAGCCAUGGUCCUGGAAGCCAGGAGAGAUACCCUCAAUGGCCGACCUAUGGUCCAGGAAGCUAGCAGAGAUAUCCUCAAUGACCGAGCUAGAGUCCAUGAAGUCAGGAGAGAUACCUCCAAUGGCCGAACUAGGGUCCAGGAAGCCAGAAGAGAUACACUCAAUGUCCGAGCUAUGGUCCAGGAAGCUAUCAGAGAUACACUCAAUGGCCGAGCUAUGGUCCAGGAAGCUAGCAGAGAUACACUCAAUGUCCGGGCUAUGGUCCAGGAAGCCAGGAGAGACACCCUCAAUGGCUGAGCUAGGGCCCAGUAAGCCAGGAGAGAUACCCUCAAUGACCGAUAUAUGGUCCAGAAAGCUAGCAGAGAUACCCUCAACAGGCAACCUAUGGUCCAGGAAGCCAGGAGAGAGACUCUCAGCAGCCGAGGGAGCAGCCCGGAAGCCUGGAGAGAUAGAGAGAGGUCAUCAGCAGCCAAGCAAGUGGCCCAAAAGCUGGCAGAGGAAGAGAGGUCUUAAGGGGCGACGUUUCCGUGGCUGAGAGAGCAGCCCAUAAGCAAGGACUUCCAGAAACUAUAUUAAGAAGUGCUUUUAGGACAAGAUCUCCUUAGUAGAUUUGGAGGAGGAG